GAGAGAAGAGAAGACGCGCUGGUCGUGGCAGAUCCGCUCAGUCUCAGCUCAUCGUGUGCCCACGCCACCAGGACGCACCGCCGCUCCGCGCCGCGCCGCGCUGCGCUGCGGAGACACAAGCAGACAAAUGUUUCCGCCUGUUUGUCAUUGCUGCUUUCUUGACUGAUGGAUGUAGACGCACAGGCGCCGCCGCUGCAACCGAAGACUCAAGUUUAGAUAUUUUUUGCGAUAAUAAACGGUCUGAUUUUUCCUUUCUUUUUUCUUUUUUUUUUUUUUUUUUUUGGUAUUUGGUGACUCCACCCGGGAAGCGCUCGGUGAUUAUUUGGUGGCCACACGCAGUAUGCGAGCACAGGGGCCGGAGGCUGGAGGAGACUCGGACUGAGACGCUCUCUCUUUCUCUUUCUUUGUGUGUGUGUGUGUUGUGCUUGAGACACCGCGCGUCUUUUCUUUGGACACAUCUGUAACUGUGGCUCUGACGCCGGCGCUCCUCCACCGCGAUGUCCACCAGAAAGACGUCGUUGACGGACAAACAGGCUAAAAACGGCACGUCCAAGUACGUGCUGGAGCGAUGCGCGUCCAUUAACGAGUACUAUGACAUUGCCUUCAAGGUGAUGCUGCUGGGAGACUCGGCCGUGGGGAAGACGUGUCUGCUGGUGCGCUUCAAAGAUGGAGCGUUUCUGGGAGGCAACUUUAUAGCCACCGUUGGAAUAGACUUUAGGAAUAAAGUGGUGGGCGUGGACAACCUGAAGGUCAAACUCCAGAUCUGGGACACGGCCGGCCAAGAGAGAUUCCGCAGCGUAACGCACGCCUACUACAGAGACGCCCAAGCGUUGCUGCUGCUUUACGACAUCACCAACAAGUCGUCGUUUGACAACAUCAGGGCCUGGCUCACUGAAAUACACGAGUAUGCCCAGAAGGAUGUGGUCAUCAUGUUGCUCGGCAACAAGUCGGACAUGGCUGCAGAGCGGGUCGUGAAGACGGAGGAAGGGGAGAAGCUGGCGAAGGAGUACGGAGUCCCGUUCAUGGAGACCAGCGCCAAGACGGGACUCAACGUGGAGCUGGCGUUCUUCGCUCUGGCAAAGGAACUGAAGCACCGAGCGACGCAGCAGCCGAACGAACCCAAGUUCCAGCUCCACGACUACGUCGAGUCUCAGAAGCACAAGACCGGCUGCUGUGGCUUCGUGUAGCCGAUCGCCGGAGAAAAGAGAAAGAGAGACACGUGGAAAAGGAAAAGAUGGAGAUGGAGGUUAAAGUAAAAAAAUAAAAAAGUCUUGUGUGAAAGCUCGAUCCCGAGAAGCACCUGAGAAGCCGUCGCCUUCUCCGCUGAGACCGGAUGAAUCUGGAUCCGUCCCUGAAAUCUGAAAAAUGUGAAUUUUAAAAUCCUCGGUGUCAUGCGUAGAAAUGUUCGUGGUCUUUGUGGUGCCAGUUGUGUUGAACUACGAGCCGGGAGCUACGCUACGAAGCGCUACAUCCAGCCUCAGACGGAACCAGGAUCGUUUUUUUAUGGAUGUAGCGUCGUCCUCCCCAACCCUUCUUCAACCCCUGCAGCUCCGAUCGACUCCCCUCUGGCCUCACGCUCUUCGUCGCCUCCGGCCUCUGGAGGAAACCGUCCGGAGGCUCCGGCGAAAUGAUCUGUUCACAUGUGUUUCUGCUGGUAGAUAGAAUAAAGCCAACGUGUGGAGGGUCGUGUGUCUGUCUGUGUCCAAACCACUGAACCAGAGCUGGAGGAUCAGAACCCGUCCAACACAACACAGAGAUUAUUUUUUACAGUUUUCAUGCAUUCACACCGUAGACUGUAGGAAAAAAAUGGCGCCUCCACUUGGUCUCGUUGGUCGAACCGAUGCUAGUUCCCCUCGGUUGAUCUGUUCCCAAAGAAGUGCAAAUAUUUACAUUUUAGAAACAAUUUCUAAAGAAAAAUAAGUGCUGCUCUCAGAUUGGACCAGAUUUAGCCCCCGGGUCCAUAUGUUGGACACACUUUCAUACGAUUAACACUGCUCCACCAAUUACAAAGAAAUGCAUUCACAAAAAAACAGUUUCCUACUCAUGUUCCUGCCACAGAGCGGUCGUCAAUGGCAACUGUCAAUCAUUAUGAUGUCACAUCCUGUUUUUAUAGCAUCAAUUCACACUUAAAAUGGCAGAAACCAUCUUUGAUAAAAAACGUAUUUGACUGUAACAUGGAGGGGGUGGAGCUUACGACCUGCUCAUGCAGCCUCUAGCCACCAGGGGGAGCUCUACUAGCGUCACUUUACAGGAGCUGUCAUGGCGUCCAUUUUUCUUACAGUCUAUGAUCCACAUGCAGCAGCACCCACAAACUGUCCAUUGUGUAACUUGUCUUUAUGAAUGUUUGCUCGAUGUUUGUCCUUCAUAGUGAUCACAAAGUGCCACGAAGAAGUGCUUUGUUAUCAUAUGAUCUCUCUCUCUAUAUAUAUUUAAAUAUAAUUAUACAUAAAAAGGUAUAUUUUGUAAUGUUUGUGGUGUUGUUUUAUUGAAGUCUGUCCUGUCUGUGUUUCUUUGUGUGUUGUGUGUGUUGGAGGAUGUGUUGAGCUUAAUGAGCCACAGUGUGGCAGCAUCUUCCCUCUUUAUCCUCCACUAGAAAAAGUAGACGCCUGUUUUGACCCUGAAUGCUUUUAUUAUUAUUAUUUAUUUUAUUUUUAUUUCUUUUUUUAUUAUUGGACGAGGUUGGAUCAGGAUUCAAGUUGGAAGCUAAAUUCGUGGAUGCACCUGAACACAGCUCGCCUGUUCCCACUCGCAUCCAUCCACAGAAUGAGUCACGCUGCAGACACACACCGAAGAUACAAUAAUAAAUCAUUAUUUGCUCGGUUUCUAUUUAAACCUGGAAGCAUCCGCCUCACAUAGGCCCUAAAAAGACAUGACGUACACGAGCUAUUUUGACUUAUGACACAUGUGCACUCACUCUGCAAAACAUUAGGCACAAAAAUAAAAUAAAACAAAAUCUUCCUGAAGGUUCUGGUGUUAGUGAGCAGAAGCUUAAAAUAACCGUGUGCAGCUGAAGAGGUGGAGGCAACAUCCUUCCGUGUCUUUGAGAAACUUUGAGAACGUCGCAUGGCUGCCCACUACCCACUACUGCUCCGGAUUAAAGUCAGAGAAUAAAACUCCUUGUCUGUGUGAAAAUGACAAAUAAAGCUGAAUUGAUUGUG
Messenger RNA from Mugil cephalus (flathead mullet), 3158 nucleotides. RefSeq lists its product as uncharacterized. Gene Ontology annotation, cellular component: endosome; Golgi apparatus. The transcript is spliced from 9 exons. Gene Ontology annotation, molecular function: GTPase activity; GTP binding. Lineage: Eukaryota; Metazoa; Chordata; Actinopteri; Mugiliformes; Mugilidae. Bases 498 to 1187 code for a protein of 229 amino acids. The record is from RefSeq and is a predicted model, not a curated record.